AUGCCUUAUCAGUGUAUAUAUACGACGGCCAAUAGAGUAGUCUACAAGUACACGCUACACAGGAACGACACAGGAACACGCACGAUGGGCCCUUGUAAUAAGCCUGAAGAACCACCGGAUUUCCGCUCAACACUUUCUUCUACUUCUGGUGAUAGCUCCACAGACAAAUCCGAGAGACUGGUCCGAAAGGAUCGUGUAGAGGAUACUUCAACUUUGCGAGAUGCUGCAACAAUCUUCAACUUGCCCGAGUUUUUCUCUCCUGGGUGGAAUUCAACCGAAGAACUUGUCAUUUCGCAGGAGGUCAAGAAAAACACCGUCCUCACUCCUCACAAUACCCCUGAAGGCGACCCCAAGAUCUGCUGGAGCAAGGAGAAGGGUCAUCAGGUCUUCUUCAUUAAGAAGAUGUCAGCCAGAGAAUUAGCACAGUCCAAAACCCUUGAGGAGGAGAAACAGAAAGAGCGAGGUAGACGAAAAGUUGCUAGAUUGAACGAGUACCGAUUUCUGGAGCGUGACUCGCUAGCAGAACGAAGAAAUCUCAUUGCUUGGUUCACUUACUUGAAUCCAGAUACGCGGGAGAAAGCAGAUGAGGAUCAGGAAGAUGAGGAUGACUGUGAGGAUAAGUCAGGAGAGGAGCUCGUGAACGAGGACAUUGUCAAGGAAAACGAUCGGUCUCAGCCUGCUGCGAAGAUCAACUGUAAAAUCAUUGCACAUUGGAAGAGAUGGAGACAAGAUGAGGGCAGUAAAUGA
Yarrowia lipolytica CLIB122 is the source of this 747-nucleotide messenger RNA. RefSeq lists its product as uncharacterized. Lineage: Eukaryota; Fungi; Ascomycota; Dipodascomycetes; Dipodascales. The record is from RefSeq and is a predicted model, not a curated record.